AUGCUUUUGGAAAAAUUCCACAACAAACUUCAUGGCUCGAGGUUUUCCAAACACUCCAACCGGUCCCCCGCUACACGGGACACCACCGUUGAGCAGGACAGCCAGGAUCUUAUGUGUGUUGACGAAAAUCCAGUGCAAGAAAACGCCCCCGCUUUGGGACCCCAGGAGCUCCGCAUAAACACCCAGCUGUGCAAUUUGCGCUUCGGGUGUCAGAACGGUGUUUCUACUCCCGUCAGCACUCCAUCGGCUCAACCUAUUAUGCCGUACAUGUACAUGAGCCAAAAACGUCAAGACAGUGUCGCAUCAUUUGCGAGUUCAAUAUCCGACCUACCAGGCUCUGUUAGGCCAUCAGUAUCAACCUCAUUCUCUCCACAGUUCGUCCGUCUUCUCAUGGACGUGUAUCAAGAUAUAUGUUCCGAUCCAACCGCCACUCCUUUCGACAUCAACAAUCCGCCUCCGGGAAUACUCAACAGAGCCGCCAAAUUGGCUGUGUCGAGAGCUGAGGAAAAUGGUGUUGACUAUGGUCGUGAGAAAAAUGCCAUUCUUAUAAGUGCCAUUAAACAGAGACUUCAGCAGGAAGUACGCCAGGAUGGAUAUUUGUCGCGUAAUAGCUCCAUGGUAUCGUUACCGCCCAUGCCUGUCUUCAAUUCUUCCGACUUAACACCGCCAAUGUCUUCGGAUUACUUUAACGUACACUCCGAAGUUCCCCCUCAGCAGCCACUUUCAGCACCAUUCCAGGUAUCCAAUUACGGCAGCAAUCAACUGCAGCCACCCUCCAUGCCACUAGGAGAACCCAGACCCUCGAUACCGAAGACGUUACAACGGUCCAGAAACGACAGCUUUAUAAGUGCCGCUGGACGAAGCCGGAGUGGCUCCAAUCACAUUCUUCCUUUUCAACAGCUACAGCCUGCAUCAUCUAUAAUGGAGCCCUCUUUUGCGAGAUCAAGAUCUGGCAGCAAUGGGUACUAUGCUUUGACGCCAACUAGCUCUUUCUUACCAGAUUGCCAAAGGCCCAUUGUGUCCAGAGAGAAGAGUAACGAAUCUGCGGCUUUCGAGAUAUGA
Molecule: messenger RNA, 1062 nt
Organism: Lachancea lanzarotensis
Lineage: Eukaryota; Fungi; Ascomycota; Saccharomycetes; Saccharomycetales; Saccharomycetaceae
Gene: CIP1
Product: LALA0S08e05402g1_1
Exons: 1
Coding region: 1-1062 (353 amino acids)
Source: RefSeq, a predicted model, not a curated record